Lecanosticta acicola is the source of this 461-nucleotide messenger RNA. NCBI's taxonomy places the organism in Eukaryota, Fungi, Ascomycota, Dothideomycetes, Mycosphaerellales, Mycosphaerellaceae. The record is from the annotation of a GenBank genome assembly.
AUGAAGACCAUAACCUACGUCAAGAUGGCCGCCGCGUACGCUCCCCCAACCCUACAGAUCUGAACACACAAAGCUUACACAAACCACAAAAGCGGCGCGGUAAUGUGCAUCGGCGGUCCCGCGCUAAUCUACUACGUCUCCCCGACCGAAGAAGAACUCUUCCUGAAAUACAACCCGGACCUCCAGCGCCGCUCCCUCGCCAACCGGCAGGAAAAACAGGAAGAUUUCGAUCGCUUUGUCGGGAGAUUGAAAGAGUACUCCAAGGAUGACCGACCCAGUGAGUUGUCUAAUCCUCUUUUCUUUUUGUUGCUGGUUGAGAUGCUGAUGUUUUUUUGUGCGUAGUCUGGACGGUUUGGGAGAAGGAUAUUGAGGCGAGGAGGAAAGUUGGGGUUCAGGCUGAGUUGGAUCGGAGGAAGGCGGAGGAGGAGAUGAAACGGGAGGUUAGGGAGAGUAUUAAGUGA